Messenger RNA from Megalobrama amblycephala (Wuchang bream), 1858 nucleotides. It is a transcript of the gene itm2ba, whose product is annotated as integral membrane protein 2Ba. The coding region runs from base 124 to 909 and encodes 261 amino acids. Gene Ontology annotation, molecular function: amyloid-beta binding. The record is from RefSeq and is a predicted model, not a curated record. Lineage: Eukaryota; Metazoa; Chordata; Actinopteri; Cypriniformes; Xenocyprididae. Gene Ontology annotation, biological process: negative regulation of amyloid precursor protein biosynthetic process. Gene Ontology annotation, cellular component: extracellular exosome; Golgi apparatus; plasma membrane. The transcript has 6 exons.
AUCUGGAGCUAAAUGCGCCACAGCAAGUUGUGAGGCAGAACAGUGUACAGAGAGGUCGUCGGUUUCGCCAAGCUCUCCAUAGUUCGAUGAAAAAGGCAUAGACGAAAAAAACAAUUGCAAAAUAUGGUGAAACUCGCUUUCAACUCCGCUCUCGGGCAGAAGGAUUUAAAAAAGGAGGAGAAGGAUGAAGCUUUGAUCCCUCAGGAUGUGGAUGUGGAGGACAUUCUGCGUGUCAGGCAGCAGUCCAGGGCCUGGUGCUGGUGCAUGUGUCUAGGUCUGGCCCUUAUUCUUUCUGGUGUGGUUGUGGGCGGAGCUUACCUGUACAGGUAUUACUUCACAGAGGAGGAGAAGAUGUAUUUCUGUGGGGUGAACUACCGUGAGGAAAAUUACAGGAUGCGGGACAGCCAAGAGGACACCGAGGUGGAUUCGCCAACCGCAUCUAAGAGGAUUGAGGAGAGAGUGAGGGUUUUAAAGGACGAAGGGGUUGAGCUCAUUAACAUCCCAGUGCCCAAGUUCAGUGACAGUGACCCUGCUGACAUCGUUCAUGACUUCAACAGGAAACUAACAGCCUAUCUGGAUCUGCGUCUGAACAAAUGCUACGUCAUUCCUCUCAACACUUCUGUUGUGAUGCCACCUAAAAGCUUCGCGGAGCUCCUGGAGAACAUCGAGGCUGGAACAUACCUGCCGCAAUCCUACCUGGUCCGUGAACAGAUGAUGGUGACCGGGAAGGUAGAGCAUGUGGAUCAGCUGGGUUACUUCAUCUACGGCCUCUGCAGAGGGAAAGAUACGUACAAACUGGAGCGCAGAGAGACCGUUUUUGGUAUCCAGAAGCGAGAGGCUCUCAACUGCCACAAGAUCCUCCACUUUGAGAACAAGUUUGUGGUGGAGACGCUGAUCUGUGAGGCGUAGUGGUGAGAAGACAGCUGGGUAACAAGAUAAACCACUUUUGACGAAUUCCACUCUGACCCCUCCUCUCCUUCCAUUAAAUCUCUUCCUGUUUUCCCCUGUUUGUGUGUGUGUGCGUGCGCAUGGGAGUGUGUGGCGCUCUCAGAUUUGUUUCUCUGUAUAGCAACAAUCAAUAUUACAGAGAGAGAGAAUGUGAAUGAACGCAAAGAGCAAUAUUAUGCGUAGAAAUAUUUGUGUGUAGGCAAGCAUUCGGACCAGUUUCUCUCUCUCUCUCUCUCUCUCUUAGUAAAUGUUUUUUGUGUCUGGGUUUUUGUUAAUCGGGGAGUUUAAAGUCUCCAACAGGGUGUGUGGGAUCAUGUAUGACAGAAUAACUAGUACCAAGUUGACCAUGGGAGAGGGAAGGAUUCACAGAAGAUAAAUGUACAAUGAAAUCUUUAAAAGAUGCACUAAAUAUUUAGUAUGCAUUUAAAACUGUGAACUGUCACAGAUACCAGAUAAUAUACUGGAAAAUAUAUUUGACUAGAGAUUUGUGAUAUAUGGCCAAUAAUUACAUUUAAGAAUACACAUAGAAUUGAUUUUUGUACUAGUUGCACUUUUGUCUAGAUUUUUAUUUUAAAAUGAAAGACUCUGCUCUGCUGUAAGUUAAUACACUGCUAAAACACGUCCUGUAGUAGAGAAAUACAAAUUAGGAUCAAACCUAGAGGGUGUUAAACAUCAGUUUUCCUAAAAACGUAUAUCCAAAACAAAAUGCAGACUAAUAACGUGUAGCUUUUAUGUCAUUUAGGGAUUGCUGAGGUAUUGGGAGUAGACUGAUGGAUGGAUUAUGUUAAGAUUGUUUAAAUCUACUAAAAUGUCUACCAGUUCAACAUGAGUUGGAAUGAUUUAUACUUUGCACAUAACCCUAAAAAGGUUUUAAUGUUAAAAUUAAUACUAAUAAAAAUUUGACACCUCA